AUGACCCGUCAUCCCAACUUGACCUUCCAAAAAGAGAUCAGUAAAAAUCAAAUUUCUCUCCCAGUCCCUCGCUCUCCCUCCCGCACUCACCAUCUCUCCUCCGGCGAGUUCUUCAGCCACCAGAAAUCCUCCCUCACUCCAUCGCUCUCCCUCCCGCGCUCACCCUCUCUCUCCUCCGACGAGUUCUUCGGCACCGGCGAAGCUGUCCGUCCGUCGCAAGUUUCCAUCCACUGUCUCUCUCACUCCGGCGAAGCCGAAGGCUCUCUCUCUCCUCCACCGGUGGCGACUGGAACACAACCCGAUAUCAUUCAUGUCCAUGAAUGGCAGGCUGGAGCUUUACCACUGCUUUACUGGGUUAUGUACCAUUAUCUCUCACUUAAGAAGCCAAUGCUAUAAUCCCAACAGACCCAAUGAUUGCAACGCAGGUGCAGCCCAUCUUCAAUGAAGUUUAUGCCGUUCUCAACCAUUGACAAUACUUGCCUACGAUUACUGGUGAUGAGCUUUCAAGUAUCCGCUCUCUGAUACAUGUCAUUAUGUCCAAGAGCAUGUAAAAUUUAAUAUAGUUUAUGCCUUUGAUGUUGGCAUUUUUUUUAGGGAAUUGUCUUGUAACUGUCUUUUUGAGAAGUUGCCAUGUGACUUUGUCUUUUUGAGAAAUUGUCAUGUAACUCUUUAAAAGGAUUGUGUUGGGAGCAACGCGGAAGAGCUUUGUCAUUUAUG
Corylus avellana is the source of this 717-nucleotide messenger RNA. The record is from RefSeq and is a predicted model, not a curated record. NCBI's taxonomy places the organism in Eukaryota, Viridiplantae, Streptophyta, Magnoliopsida, Fagales, Betulaceae.